AUGGUCAAGCUCAGCAAGGUCUUGUGUGGCGUUCUCGCAUGGGUUUUUGCUGCUCCAUGUCUUGCUGGAGACAAUGAAACAACAUAUGUGACUACCACCCCAAUUUUCAUGGAGUGGGACAAUGGAGCAUCCAACAUGACAGUUACUCUGGGUCUUAUCAAUGCAAACUAUGCUUGGAAAUAUGUCAACAACACACUUGACGUCGACCUUGACAAACGCACUGGUAUCACCAUCACGAAAAUCAAGACUACGGUCAAAGCAGGGACAAAAAUUAUUGCCACAGUAAAGGCAGGUAUUGAAAUCUAUGAGUUUCUGGCUGGCAUUAUCAAGUCCAAGUCAGAUGCGAACAGUUGUACCUUGACUUAUGGUACAGAUCGAUGA
Aspergillus fischeri NRRL 181 is the source of this 381-nucleotide messenger RNA. RefSeq lists its product as uncharacterized. Lineage: Eukaryota; Fungi; Ascomycota; Eurotiomycetes; Eurotiales; Aspergillaceae. The coding region runs from base 1 to 381 and encodes 126 amino acids. The record is from RefSeq and is a predicted model, not a curated record. The transcript has 2 exons.